This is a messenger RNA of Symbiodinium sp. CCMP2592, 2109 nucleotides long. The record is from the annotation of a GenBank genome assembly. NCBI's taxonomy places the organism in Eukaryota, Dinophyceae, Suessiales, Symbiodiniaceae.
AUGGCGGAGCACGACCAUGCCCUCUUCCUCCAGGAGUCCUUCGACGGCAAGGUCGCACGACAUGUUCGGGAAGCCUUGGGCUCUGAAGCUGCUUCGUAUCUGGACGCCCCACCCGAUGUGGAGCUGCGAGACAACGGCUUGGUGGAGGUCGUCAGUCGCCGUGGCUACGUCAAGCAGAGGCUUCUGGAAGACCACUUGACGGCCACCCUCGCCUGCUGCUUCGAGCUCGAGAGCUACGCCAGACACCUCAGAAUGGCACCGCACGCCUGUGCCAGUCUCUUGGCCUCGGGCACCACUGGCGAGAGCCUCUUGCCAACACAGACAAACUUGCUUGAGGCCGUCAAGGCCGAAUGGAGCUUGGUGGUGCGAAUGGAGGGCAAGGUGGCGACCGCCGACCUCUUGCAUCAGCUCUGCCCCUACGUGCUGCACCAGUGCUAUAGGGAGCUCAUGUCCAGCUUGGCUGCUGCGGACUUCUGCCUGACUGCGGAAUGCCGUGAGAUGGUCUCUGCUUGGUAUCCCGGUCUCUCGCAGUCGUCCAAUGUCGAGGACGUGUUCAAGUCGUGCGAGGAGGCCUGCCGUCGCACGAAAGCUGGAGCGGCGAGCAUGCCGAACUUGUCCAUCGUCGCGAUGAGGGCCUUGAUGCAGAAAAUGACAAACGGCGAAGGCCAAGCUCGAUCUGUGGUGCUGGAGGGUUCUGAUUUUGAAGGCCCAGAGGUGAAAGCACUCAAGUCAAAGCUGUUCUCCCCGGAGAGCUUUACCGGCGGACUCCUGGAAAGAAAAGAGAUGUCCCUGGAUGACCUCUUGAAGGACAACACCGGCACGACUGCCUUCAACCACAACAAGCUCCACCUCAACAACAUGCAGGGACUUCUGCUGGCCGACAAGAUGGGCAUCGAUGUGGAGGUUGCCGCCAGAUCGUUCUGGGUGCCUCCGCUUUGCCAACGUGGCAUGCUGUUCAGUCUUGAGAAGGGGGGCAAGUACUUCCUUUCUGUCGGCUCCACCCCAGCUGUUUGCCAUGCAUCCUGCCUGCAAGACGCACUGCCCCUGCAAGAGCUGGACUUGCAGUUCUGUGGAGAGCUGCCGCCCGAGACGCUGAAUGAGCAGGAGGUGCCCACUUCGAGCCGGGAGCAGCAGGAUCCUUUGCAGACCAACGAGUUUGUCAGGGCUCUGAAGGUUGAGGUGAACGAGAAGCCCUUGCAGUUGCUCCUCACGAAGUUCUGGCAGGCUGCCUGGAAAAAAGUGCGAGUCUUCAACUACUCGGUGCACCUCAGCCCGGAUGGCUAUCUUCUGCGACGGUGCCAGAACGACCUGCCUCUGGUGGCAGCUCUGAUGAAAUCCGGAGGGAUUCUGAGUCUGACUUCAGAUGCUCUUUCACGCGUCUUGGAUGAAGCAGGGUCAAGUCUCAGAAAGAGCGCCACAAAGACUCAGAAGAUCCGUGCCGUUUGCUCCUUGGCUGUCGUGAAACAGCACGUGAAGCAGAGCCGCAUCGAUGAGAUUCUGGAGCAUUGCCAGCAGCUGGAUGACAAGCGACUGCAGAAGAUCGAUGCCGCUGCCGCCGAUGCCGAAGACGAUGAGGAGGAGCAGCCGGAUGACGAGGCACAGGAUCCACUGGAACCCCAGGAUCCUGCAUGGGCAGCUGCUGCAGAGCUGCUGCGAGGCAUGGAGCAGGAAGAGCAGAAGCACAGCAAUCUCUUCGAUGCAAGUGAUGGUGCUCAGGCUGAAGAUGCUCAGAGGCAGAACACAGAUGGUCAGAAUCGCGAGAAGGCAGAGAAGGGCCGCUCAAUGCUUGUGAGCACUGCUGCGAUUCCUGCCUUUCUUGUCUCGAAGUAUGGGCUCCUGGAGAAGGACAAAGUCGUCUUUGUUCACGCCGUGACCAAAGACCAAGUUCUGCCUCACUUCCAGGCCCGUCUUCUCGGUGGCAAGACGUUCGAGGGAAAGGGCUCUUGCGCUGCCUCUUACAAUCCAGAUCUUCGAGAAGAUCUGGUGGAUGAGAAUCGCUCUUCUGGCAGCGCGAUCGCGCCGAAGAAGCGAUCGCAAGCUCAGGCUUUUUUCAUUUGCUUCUCGUGGGCUCAGAGAGCUUUGAAAAUGAAGAAGCCGAAGCAGAGCUGA